Molecule: messenger RNA, 1106 nt
Organism: Chelonus insularis
Lineage: Eukaryota; Metazoa; Arthropoda; Insecta; Hymenoptera; Braconidae
Gene: Rack1
Product: Receptor of activated protein kinase C 1
Exons: 4
Coding region: 111-1064 (317 amino acids)
Biological process (GO): positive regulation of protein phosphorylation; rescue of stalled cytosolic ribosome
Cellular component (GO): nucleus; cytosol
Molecular function (GO): protein kinase C binding; ribosome binding; translation regulator activity
Source: RefSeq, a predicted model, not a curated record
UUUGCCAGCAUUUUCCGAUCCGGUCUUUUUCGUUUACACUUCGUCAGUGAAGGAUCGUUGGAUUGAAUCCAACUUCAUCUGACGAUUAAAUAAAUUUAUAAUUAAAAAAAAUGAGUGAAACACUUCAAUUGAAAGGUACUCUUCGUGGGCACAAUGGGUGGGUUACGCAAAUCGCCACCAACCCAAAAUAUCCAGAUAUGAUUUUGUCUUCUUCACGUGACAACACUCUCAUUGUUUGGAAGCUUACACGUGAUGAAUGUAAUUAUGGUAUUCCACAAAAACGUUUGUAUGGACAUUCCCAUUUCAUCAGCGACGUAGUGCUCUCUUCAGAUGGUAAUUACGCCCUUUCUGGAUCAUGGGACAAAACUCUUCGCCUGUGGGAUUUGGCUGCUGGACGAACAACCAGGCGGUUUGAAGACCAUACCAAGGAUGUCUUGAGUGUUGCUUUCUCCGUUGAUAAUCGACAAAUUGUCUCUGGAUCUCGGGACAAGACUAUUAAAUUAUGGAAUACACUUGCUGAGUGUAAAUAUACUAUUCAAGAAGAUGGCCACUCCAACUGGGUCAGUUGCGUACGUUUCUCACCAAACCACACGAAUCCAAUAAUUGUUUCCGCUGGCUGGGAUAAGGUUGUGAAAGUCUGGAAUUUGACAAAUUGUCGUCUCAAGAUCAAUCAUUAUGGCCACACUGGGUACCUUAACACAGUUACCGUCUCACCUGAUGGUUCUCUCUGUGCAUCUGGUGGCAAGGAUUGCAAAGCCAUGCUAUGGGACUUGAAUGAUGGCAAACAUUUACACACUCUUGACCAUAAUGACAUAAUUACUGCAUUGUGCUUCAGUCCUAAUCGCUACUGGCUCUGCGCUGCAUUCGGUCCCUGGAUCAAAAUCUGGGAUUUGGAAAGUAAAGAAAUGGUUGAAGAACUUAAACCUGAAGUUGUAUCUGCAACUAGUAAAGCUGAACCACCAUUGUGUCUAUCACUUGCGUGGUCGACUGAUGGUCAGACACUAUUUGCUGGUUAUUCUGAUAAUACCAUUCGUGUCUGGCAAGUAUCUGUUACUAGCCGUUAAGCCUGUAAAUGACUGAGAAGUAAAAAAAAAUAAUAUCAAAAA